CAUUGUGCAGAUUCUAACUGCCAGCCUUACAAUUGGCAAGCCCCAGAGGCUCAGUGGUUUAGACACCUGCGCCCUGUGGAGAGCCAUCUUCCAGUAUCUCAAGGGCUGUCACAUGAAAGAUGGAGCAAGCUUGUUUUCUCCUGCUUUGAAGGGCAGGACUCGAACCCAUGGCUUCAAGUUACAAGAAACACCAGGAGGAAGACAAUAAGAGCCCUUUGGCAGUGAAACGGUCUCUGCUUCCUGGGAGGUUUUUAAGCAGAGCCUGGGUGGCCAUCUGUCAUGGAUGCUUUAAUUGAGCUUCCUGCAUUGUAGAGGAUUGGACUAGAUGACCCUUGGGGUCCCUUCCAACUCUACCAUUGUAUGAUUCUCUGACAUUCUUGCCUGUGCUUCAGCUAUUGAUAUUCCCCACCCUGAAGAUUAGUUCAGGGUGUGACCAAGUGUGACUGCGGGCAGCAUGUUAACUCCUUACAAGCCUGGACAUGUAUAUCGGCUGCCUCCCAAAGUUUCAUCACGUCAGGACAGACAACCCAGGGUGGUGCAUGCUGUUUAUGGGGUGGGGCUGAGCAGAUAUGCUUCAAAGAAAUAAAAGGGGACAUCUUCAUGCCACUAUUUAUUCAAAUUUCUAGGGUGUUUACCUGAUAGUCUGUCUGCAAAGAGAGCCCACUUGACUAUUUGGGCAGAAGGAAGGCAUAGAUGUGGCCACAAGUCGCUCCCUGGCCAGUUUCUGGCAAGUAGAUGUAACCAUUCCAGUCUGGGAGCAUCAUUUCAGCUGCCAAGAGAGUCGACUGUCCUCCCACAGAGGAGAAACCCUAAACUGAAAUUCAUAUUCCCAGUUGCUGGCUUUGGGAUUAAAUUCACAGCAACUGUUGAAUUUAAUAUUGAAACAAUCCCAUAGCAUUUAAAGGUAAUAUCCUGUCCCUGGUUCCUGCCCAAAUUGUGUCAGCCAUAUGCGUUUUGAACGACAAGCCUCCUGUAGCCCCCACUGCUUGCAUGUGGGGCUCUGACUUGUCCCGAGAGCUGCUCUUACGGCUGCCACAGGACCGCUUCCUUUGCGGUUCCAUGAGUUCCUGAGUUCUUUGCAGUCUCUGCUCCCUCCCUGCUCACCCCCGGCACCCAGGCACAGCUAACGGAAAAUGAUCUGAAAGUGCUCCUCUGAGGCAACCGACUUCCCAGGGAUGUGGUUUCUGCCCAGCGGGUGUGUGCAUGUGCUUCAACCUUGACAUUUUGAGAAGCAGGAAGCCAGAGGAGAUCUGCUGAAGAUGGGCAAGCAGGUGGUGGCUCUUGCUCCCGUGAAGCCGCUUCUCCCCUCUGCAACUGGCUCCUCUGAGAUGUCAAGGAGCGGGUGCUAGAAGGCUGGUGCUGGUCAGCAGCUGCGGCCCUCAGGCUUCCUGCAGCCCACCCGAGACUGGCAGCGAUGAGCCCAAACUGCACCAACUGCACCCGUCCAACCGACCAGGCCUUUGCUGGCAUGUACGCCCUUAUCUUUGCGGUCGGCCUCCCUCUGAACAUUGCAGCGCUCUGCAUCUUUGUUCUGGGCCGCGCCGGGCGCUCCAUCACCAUCACCUACAUGAAGAACCUGGUGGCCUGCGACCUGCUGCUUCUGGCCUCGCUGCCGCUGAGGGUCCACUUCUACGGCUGGCGGCCUCGGCUGCCUCAGCUGCUGUGCGAAGGGGUGGGCACACUGCUCCUGGUCAACAUGUACUGCAGCAUCUUCCUGCUGACCUGCCUCAGCUGGGACCGCUGCCUGGCCGUCUGCUUCCCGCUCAGUCCGAGGGCCCAAGCCGCGCGCCAGCAGGCCAGGUGCAUCUGCGCAGGGGUGUGGGCCUUGAGCGUCGCAGGGACCAUCCCCACCUACGUCACACAGAGGAAGCAGGGGCAGCGCAUGCUCUGCUUCGACGAACGCCCCCACUACAUCUCGGCCCGCGGGGUCCCCACCGCCAUGGCGCUCGCCUUCGCCCUGCCACUGGCCAUCAUGGUGAGCUGCUCCUGCCAGCUGCUGCGUGCCGUGCACCACAGCGGGGCCGUUCAGAUGGAGUUGGUCAACGGCACAAAGAUCCGUCACAUGGUGGUGACCAACGUGGGCAUCUUCCUGGGCUGCUUCUUGCCCUACCACAUGGCGGUUCUUCUGUACCAGGCACCGCAGCUGCAGGGGGAGUGCUUGGACAUGGCCUACCAGUGCGCCCUGCUCCUGGCCUGCGCAAACGCCGCCCUGGACCCCCUGGCCUAUUACUUUGCCACAGAGACCUUCCAGCACCUGGUGCCAUUGGAUUACCUGCUCAGAGGCUGGGGCUCCCACAGCAACCCACAGCAACAACACAGCUCCCACAGCAACAACGCCAGGGGCACGGGGAACCUUGGCCAGCCCUUGAGGGCCCAGGGUCUCCUUGGGCUGCCCUCGGGUGUGGAGAUGCUACCCUUGGAAGGGGCAGAGGCCACCAGGGCAGAGGGAAACGGCAGCACAAGCAUUUGUGAGGUUGCAGCUUGACUGGCACAGUUGUGGGUGUCUGGUCCUGCCCUGCUGCUCAAGGAAGGUGGUGCCAGACGCAUCAAGGCCGCUCAUGCCAGGAGGAAAGGCUCCCCCAGGGGGUUGGGAAGGGUACAGAAUCCUUGAGCUGUAGAGCUGGAAGGGCCCCAGGAGACAUCUAGCCCAGCCCCCUGCAAUGUAGCAGAGCUGGUCCCUUCAGUCUCCACAACGGCUUCAUGGGGGCAAGAAUUGCCAGAGAAGAGUUGCUGUGCUCCUUAGCCCUGACGCUCCUGGGCGGACCCUGCUUUUUCUAAUAAAGAGUUCACCACUUGCUUCCUGUGA
This is a messenger RNA of Podarcis muralis (Common wall lizard), 2806 nucleotides long. Its product is annotated as lysophosphatidic acid receptor 6-like. Gene Ontology annotation, cellular component: plasma membrane. The record is from RefSeq and is a predicted model, not a curated record. Gene Ontology annotation, molecular function: G protein-coupled receptor activity. Gene Ontology annotation, biological process: positive regulation of Rho protein signal transduction; phospholipase C-activating G protein-coupled receptor signaling pathway. Lineage: Eukaryota; Metazoa; Chordata; Lepidosauria; Squamata; Lacertidae.